CUCGAGUUUAGGCUAGAGGGAAUCCGCCCCUCCGUUGGCCCCACCCGUUCCAUUGACCUCGCCCCUGGUUGCUCAGGAGAUGAGGAGGCGCCGAAUCUUGGUCGGGUGGGUGCGAGGAGGAGGCGAGAGAAGUCUAUCUCACCAGGGCGGCCAUGGAGAGUUCUGACAGCAGCUGCCGGGACUGGUGCAACAGUGGGCCAUACUGGUUUGAACUCGGACCCACGGACCUGUUGGAGCGCAAGGGCUCCCUGACCCUCCGCUGCCAUCACAAAAAAUACUCCAAGCCGGUGUUGGUGUAUUCCUGGCACCAUGACAGAGAAGCCUUUCCCAAAGAUUAUGAUAUAGAAGGUCCCGAGACUGUAAAAAAACUAUGUAAUUCAACAUACUGGCGACUUGGAACUGAUGAACCCCCAAUUUGGAUAUCAGAAACACAUGAACAGAUGUCUAAAAUUUACUUAAAAACAAAAUUGGCUGAAAUAAAGAGCAAGGCCUUAUUGAAUGAGGAAACAAUAAGUUUUGGGAUUAUUGAAAGGGACACUGGAUUGCCUGCAACCGGCUUUGGAACUGUCUUUACCCGACACCCACCAGAUCAUCAGAAAUUUGGUUAGUCUUCAAAGGUGGCCCUCAACAAUUCCUUCCUUCCAUGUGCAUGUCUCCGCUACCAUCAAUAAGCAGAGGUUAUUUGCCUGCCCUCUGAAUCUGGACUGGUCUUGUGACAGACUUUGAUCAAUAGAAUGUGGCAGAAGUAAUGUUCUGGGACUUCUGAGUUCAGCUCUUACGAGGACUAGUCGUUUCUGCUUUCUGAUUCUUGGAUCCUGGCUGCCAUGCUGUGUAAGAAGCUCAAGCCACAUGGAGAGGCCACCUGGAGAAGCCACCUGGAGGAGAACCAAAGCACUGUGUUUGACAGCUCUAUCUUAGCUCCCAGCCAACAGAUAAAACCAACUGCCCACCAUGUGAGUGAGCUAUCUUGGAUAUUCCAGCCCAGUCAAGCCCUUGGAUGACUACAGCCCUAACUGAUAUUACAUGGACAGAAGAACCACCCAACUGAGCCCAGUCAUCCCACAGAAUAAUCAGAGACAAUAAUAUAGUUAUUUUACACUAAGGU
Molecule: messenger RNA, 1105 nt
Organism: Choloepus didactylus (southern two-toed sloth)
Lineage: Eukaryota; Metazoa; Chordata; Mammalia; Pilosa; Megalonychidae
Gene: CFAP95
Product: chromosome 10 C9orf135 homolog
Exons: 5
Coding region: 153-608 (151 amino acids)
Cellular component (GO): plasma membrane
Source: RefSeq, a predicted model, not a curated record